Molecule: messenger RNA, 331 nt
Organism: Paramecium primaurelia
Lineage: Eukaryota; Ciliophora; Oligohymenophorea; Peniculida; Parameciidae
Source: the annotation of a GenBank genome assembly
AUGAAUUUUUAUUUCUUUAUUUAAUUAGCAGUUGAAGCAGAAUUAAAAUUAGAAGAGAUGAGGAUAUUAUUAGCAAAAUUUAGAUAAUUUUGAAUCAUUUACAAGUAAUAAUUAAUAUUAGAUAUUAGCUUAUAAACUAUUAGAUUAACCUAGAACAGGAGGAUUAAAAUCUGAUAAUAUAUUUGAAUUUUUAAAUGAUAAUGAUAUUUAGAUAACACAAGAUCAACUUGAUUACACAUUUAGAGCAUUAGAUGAAGAUUCUAGUAACAUUUUCAGAGCAUUAUUUUGGUUGAAAUAAUUAGCUUUAAAAGAGCAAUAUUACCUAAGAUGA